ACUAAGCUCGUGUAGCGUAAUGGUAUGAGGAAGUCUUUACAAUGCUCCAGUACUGAACACAUCUGAUUGACCAUGGACUGGCAAAGUGGCCUGAAAGAAAAUCCCGUGACAUCACAGUUUUUGGCUAGUUGUGCUCGUCAGAAUUUUAUAAGUGUUAUUUGUAUAUGUCUGAAUAUGUCGAAAGCAUGAGAUGGUAUCACAGUUUGGUUCCCCCAACCUUGUCCUGGUAUGCUCAAAGAAGGCACGGAUUUUGAUUGUGAGUAUGCCUUCUCCAGUGCCACAGGUUUAUGUAAAAUGAGCACGAAAAGACGGAUAUUGCAUAUUGGUGUGUUUCAGAAGGAAAUGAUAUAGAACGCCCACGGUGAGAGGCCACAUCUUCGAAUGACUUUCACAUACAUUUAACAAUCACGUGGUGACUUCACUGAUUCUUUAGCCUGUCCGUUUGCGAUGGCGGAUUUUGUUGUGCCGCGACACAGCGCGGUAAUGGAGCGGCUGCGUCGGCGGCUCGAACUCAUCAGGCGGCACCACAGCAGCUGCGAGAGCCGCUUCAACAGUACGGCGACGGAGCGGCUGGAAGUCGAGCGGCAGCAAACUCUCGCUUUACACCAGCGCUGCUUGCAAACCAAGGCCAAACGGACAAGCAAGCACAGGCAGCCGCUGCCGGGGUCCGUCCAGGUAGUGCAGAGAGGAGGCGGAUCCGUGGGCAGUAACUCCGACCUCCCGGACAGCGGAGCUGGAGAGAGCAGAAACAGCACUCUGAUAGCGCUACAGGAGACUGUGAAGAGAAAACUAGAGAGCACAGUAUCUCUUCUGAAUGGAGACCAGCCCAAUGCUGUCAGGAAUGGAUUCUCUCUCUCCCAGAAGCCAUGUGUGGAGGAUGACAUGGAUGCAGAAGUGAAGGGGGGCUCCAGUGCUCUCCAGUCCCCUCUGGAUAGCAAGCACAUGUGGCCCCGGGGCACACCUGCACCCCAUGGGGACUCCUCCCUGGUCCCAGAUGAGAAUGGCAACAAGGAACACUGGGAAACUGGUCUUAAUAUGACCCAGGAUCUGAAGCAGGAGCCAGUAGAAGAUAUCCUACCCUGCAUGCUGCCCUCUGGUGGCUGUAUGAUGAACAACAACCUGCUCCCUGACCUCAACUUGAACGAGCAGGAGUGGAAGGAGUUGAUGGAGGAGCUGGAUGACAUGGACAUCUUCAUUGAGGGGUUUGAGGACCGCAAGGACCCCGAGCUCUCUGCCCACAACCCUCAGGCUCCCCUGCCCACAGACCCCCUCAGCGUCAAGGGGGACAUCCAUUCAAGCUGGGCCACUGUGGACCAGGAUCCCUCACCCAGCUGUGCUCAGGGAAAAGCCACCUCCUGCAGACCCCCUUUGAACAUCAGUGCCGGUCCUACUGACCCCCCAAAACAUGGCCCUAAGCCCUAUCCUCCACCCCACCCCCAGCCCCUGCCCCAGCAGCGCCUCCUCCCUCUGCCCUCCUCCACAGACCCCUGUCCUGCACAGCAGCUGGCUCCGGAAGAACAGCAGAAUCCACAGUUGAUGCAGCGUCACGAGCAGCCUGUGAAACCCCAUGCGCAUGCCCUACAGCCUUCAUGGCCGCAGACGACCUCCUCCCAAAACACACUGGGUGGGACCUACAGCCCGAAUCAGCCCGCUGAACCCUCCUCCUACCUGCAGGACUUCCCCAGUACGAAUCAGCCGCCUGCAUCUGUCCAGCCAAGCAGCGGCUCUUCAAAAAGGGGUGCCAGCGAGGUCCUCCCCAACAGCGGCCACUCCAGCCUGCCAAGCCAUCCCGCGGGGGGCAGUGUGGGCCCUGCACUAGACUACAGGAAUACCAAACCCCUGUGCCACUAUGAGCAGGCCCCAGCGCCACAGAGACCUCCCCCUGAACAGAGGGAGGCCCUCCUGUACCUGCUCCAACAGCAGUCAAGGAGGCAGGGAGAGAGGCAGCCAUUCCCUCCGCACCUGCCCCACCCCCAGCAGGAGCAGAGUUCGACCCUGCCCACACCUCCCGUCUCAGGUCAGCCCUCCACUUCCACCACGGCUGGUAACCAUACCAACAGGGUCCACCUAAAGCCACCACAGAAUCAGGUAAUGGAGCGAUUCCUCAUCAGCCAAAGGCAAAAGCUCCUCAUGCAACAGGAGAAGCAGCAGGAGCAGCAGCUGCAGAGACACCUGACUCGCCAACCCCCUCCAUACCAGAGCCAACAGACCCCUCAGAACCCUCUUAACCAUUUUACAGGUUCCUGCCAGGGCAUGGCACCUAUGGGCAGGCCUGAAGGUUUGGCCACAGGGGGGCAGCGCAUGUUCUCUCAGGCACAAAGCAUGAUGGAAAUGAGGGUGGGGCAGACUGUAGGGCGUGUGCCAAGCCAUGCAGAUAUGGUACUUCAGUCCUGCAACAGCCUGGGCCCGGGCCUUCACACAGUGCGAUCUCAGUCCUCACAGCCACACCCAAUCAGAUCCACCCCCUUGCAGUGUCCCCCGGUCAGCUCUGCCCCUUUGCAAAGGCCCCUUGUUGGCUCGGCUCCCCUGCAGAGGCCCCCUGCUGGCCCUGCCCCCCUGCAGCAGCACUUCAAUGGCAGCAUGGCGGCUGCCUUUGGACAGAAUCAGUUGGUUCCGCCACAGCACCCGUGCCAGCCAUGGAAGCAGAGCAUGCAGGUGUUGCCUGGAGAAGGAGGCCUUCCAGGACUCAGCAAUAAUAACCCUGUCUUCCACAAGCAGGCUCACCUGUUUAAAAUGCCCAACAGCACCCCCUGCACCCAGCCUGCCAUCAACAGCAGCCAGCACCUGGCCACCAAGAGCUCUGCCCAUAUUAUGGUCUCACCCACUCAGCACAGAGCGAGGCCGUUCUCACCUCUCCAACCUCCCCUGUCCCAGCAGCCGUCCCAGAGGCAGCCAGGGGACUUCAGCCAUUUCACUCAUGGCCAGAGCAAAGAGGUAGACAGCUGUCCCAUCCUGCAGUGUAACCAGGGCUAUCAGGUAAGCAGGACAGCCAAUCGGGACCUUUCGUUUGAAUACAGCGGCCAAUCCGGGGGCAGGUUACCCAGCUUUCCUGAGGAGAGUGAUUUCAUGGACUCACUGCUGAAGAGCCAGAUGUCACAGGAGUGGAUGGACAAUCUGGACAAGUUGCUGGCUAACCACCAAUGAGUGCCUCAAGAUUCAAUCACCUCAGACUGCAAGGAAAUGUAAGUCAAUUGUAACUGAGUGUUAGCAGGCACUGGCUAAUGAUUGCUGAGUGAGUCACAUAACUGGCCUGUCAGCAGUCAGAUGAAAGAUUUGUUACUGCAAAUGAAUACAGAGUACAUGAAUGUAGGACCAAGCCCCAUCAUUUCAUGAGAUUCCAUGGGAUGGGACAAUGGUAUGGUUCUGUUCACGUAUCACUGUCACCUUUGAAGGAGGACUUUCCCACCUUGUGUCCACACCAUUCAAACACAUGUACAAAGACAUACACAUACACAUAUCCACACCAUACACAUGGCCUGUGACUUGUGCUGAAAAGAUAUCUCUGCAGAAUGGUGAUUGGCAGAAUCUGCCCAGUCUUUCUGUGGCUGAUUGGAUUGUUCUUCUGUCCUUCACCUGUGUGACUGUGACUGGCUCAUGUUCCUGGUUAUUACACUGUGAUUUGCUUUUUUUUCCAGGACUACUAGGCUCAUCAACUGGCCCUUUCUCCUGGCCUAUGUACUGUGACUGGUUCUUUUUCUUGGACUGAUAGGCUGUAAUUGGCUGCAAUAUCCUGUGCAUAUGCAUCAGUUUUGCCAUUUUCUUCUUCAGAAGGGCAGUGCGGCAUCACCUCUUCAGACCCUCGCUGUUCUUGUGAGCCAACAGUGUGUGAUUCGCCUGCCUGGGGUGCAGCAGUGGCACUGUGGGCAGAGGGAGGUUUGGGGGGUCUGGCUGCGAUUAAUGCUCUCUCUCUCUCAAUAGGGAUCCAAUCUAAAGCCUCAUAUAAACCACAUGGAUGUGAGGUGCUGCUACCAGCAAUGCCUCUGAAACCUGCCUCUGCACAUCUUGGCACUGUGCUAUGCAAAUGCGAGUGUGCAUUACACUAUUAAAGAAGACUGGCCUUAUAGAGGUGAGGAAAGAGGUGAACAAAAUGGGGCCUGGGAUUAGAAUAGUAUUCCGUGCACAGAUGACUGGCAGCCUUAGUUUUUCCCAGGGCCUGUAGCUCUGCCAGGAUUAUUGCCUGGAAUAUUACUGAAGUAUUACAUUGGUUUAAUCUGCACAUCCAGAUUGCACUUUAAACUGGAUUUGAUGUGUUCUCCCCCUGCUGGUCAUGUGUUGCCUUAGAUUAAGAAUGUGUACCUGAUCUACCACAGGAAACUUUAAGGGCUCCUGAGCUAAAGGUGAUUUGCACCCGAGAAAGAGUGUGUUUAUUCCCACCAGUUUAUGCAGCAUUCGGUUCUACCAAAUAGCACAGCACAGGUGUCUUUAAAGGAUGCACAUCUGCUUCCAACAGAGGAUAACUGUUUGGAAUAACUGCCUGUUUACGAGCACAGUACAUUUAAUGCAAUAAUACUGAGAUUUAUUUACAUCUGAAUGUGUGCAGUUGUUCACGGUUGGUCGUUGAUUCUUUCCUGUGGUUUACUCUUCAUUAAGUAUGCAGUAAACACCAUAUGAAUGCAAGUUGUUUCACGCUGAUAUUCUCAGUGAGUGGGUGAGGUUUGUUUUUUUCAGAGAUUCUCAGAUAUUUAUGUAUAAUUUAUAAUAUGAUUGUAUUCCUGCUGUCCAGGAAUGAUAAGGAUUUGUUUUGUUAUGUAUAUU
This is a messenger RNA of Megalops cyprinoides (Indo-Pacific tarpon), 4755 nucleotides long. RefSeq names its product mastermind-like protein 1. Bases 448 to 3144 code for a protein of 898 amino acids. The transcript has 5 exons. Gene Ontology annotation, cellular component: nuclear speck; nucleoplasm. Gene Ontology annotation, biological process: positive regulation of transcription of Notch receptor target; Notch signaling pathway. The record is from RefSeq and is a predicted model, not a curated record. Gene Ontology annotation, molecular function: transcription coactivator activity. NCBI's taxonomy places the organism in Eukaryota, Metazoa, Chordata, Actinopteri, Elopiformes, Megalopidae.